UUCGGUCACCACGAGUCUGUGUUGGGUUGGGACUUGGAACACGGAAAUCUUUGCCGUAGUAGAUCUACUAGUACCGGUCCUUUUCAAGCUUUUUACUAUCAGGAGUAUCAACCGUGUAGCUGGAAGCAGGCCAAAUACACACCACAUGCCAAAAGAAGGCAAACAAAAAAGCAAGAAAAAGCACAAACAAGAAAUGGAGACUAAAUCAGAUAGGAAUGACAUAUCGGUAGAUAAAGACAUGGAUGAAAACACUGAAAGCAAGGAAAUACAGGAAUGUCCAAAUCUUAGCAACACACCUAAGAAUAUAAUUGAGGAAACAAAUACACCCACUGAAACAGAACCAAAAGAACAGUUUCAAUUUCAUGAAAUGGGAUUAGACAAUAGACUUCUCAAAGCCAUUGCUAGUCUCAAAUGGCCACAUCCUACUUUAGUACAGGAAAAAGCAAUCCCUCUUGCAUUAAAUGGUAAGGAUAUACUGACGAAGGCUCGUACUGGUUCUGGAAAGACAGCAGCUUAUGCAAUUCCUAUAAUUCAAUCGAUAUUAGGUGAAAGUGACGCAGACAUGCUGGCCAGUACAAAAGCUUUGGUUUUGAUUCCCUCAAAAGAACUAUCAGAACAAGUCGCUGAAAUGUUCAACGAGCUUAUAUGCUGUUGCAUGGAUUCCAUUACCUGCUUAAAUUUGUCAGAAAAGGAUGUGAAUGGCUCAAGUUCGGUUUUGAAUAUAAAUGCAGAUGUUCUCAUUGGCACUCCGGGUCGUAUUCUUGCUCAAGUUGCAGCAGGGAAAUUAAAUAUUUCUACCAUCUCAUGGCUGGUGAUUGACGAGGCCGAUUUGGUAUUAUCAUUUGGAUAUGAGGAUGAUAUUCAUAAGCUUGUUAAAUUUUUGCCAAAUUCAUAUCAGACUUUUGUAACCUCUGCUACCUUUUCUGAUGAUCUCAGCUCUUUGAAAAAUUUAGUGCUUAAAAACCCAGUAACUUUGCAAUUGCAUGAAUCAUCUCUUCCACAAAGUGAUCGCCUCACUCAAUAUCACGUUAUUUGCGAGUCGGAGGAUGACAAGUAUCUCCUUUUGUAUGCUUUAUUGAAGUUAAGACUGAUGAGAGGAAAGACCAUCAUAUUUGUGAACUCUGUAUCAAGAUGUUACAGACUUAAGCUGUUUCUUGAACAGUUUUCGAUAUUCUGUUGCAUCCUAAAUUCUGAACUCCCUGUCAAAUCAAGAUGUCAUACUGUUGAUCAAUUCAAUAAAGAUCUUUAUGACUACAUCAUAGCCGCAGAUGAAAACCACUUAAUGCCUAGCGAUGAAAGUCAUGUCCCGACUGGAAAAAAGAAACGACAAAAGAAGUCUAAUGAGUUUAGUGUUUCCAGAGGUGUAGACUUUCAGAGGGUUGCUAAUGUACUGAAUUUUGAUUUCCCGGAAAGUGUACAAGCGUAUAUUCAUAGAGUUGGCAGAACUGCAAGAGGGUUUUCUACAGGAACAGCAUUAUCCUUUGUGACCGGAGAUGAAAUAGAUUUACUUAAAAAUGCACAAAAUGAAGUUGGGGAAGGUUGUAUGCGUCCAUAUCAAUUUGCGAUGAAAGAAAUUGAAGGGUUCAGAUAUCGUUGUCGUGAUGCCAUGAGAAUUGUUACAAAGCAGGCCAUAAAAGAUGCGAGAUUACGUGAACUAAGAACAGAGUUGUUGAACUCUGAAAAAUUGCAGGCUUAUUUUGAAGAAAACCCACGGGAUCUUCAAAUUUUGCGACACAAUACAGCUUUGAGGCCAUCCAAAGUAAAGCCUCACAUGAAGCAUGUUCCAGAGUACUUGAUUCCAGAAACCCUAAAAGGAAUUGCAACAAAUAAAUCAAGAAAGCGGACAUUCAAGGGCAAAAGCAGACUAAAUCCUAAAUACAAGAAGAGGCAGGAAGACCCACUAAAAAGUUUCAAAUUUGUUAAAUCUAAAGGCGAUUAAUGUAAAUAAAACUGCCAUUAAAUUAUUUAUACUAGUUCGUUGCUUUUAUACUAGUUCGUUGAACAUAUAGAGGUUUUUACCCUGAUUACCCAAUGUGUUCUGUUUUGAAAGAGCGUUCCUCGGAUACUGCUUGUGAAAAUAAAUAUCAAUCAAUGGGCUUGUCGCAGUAUUGGUCAGACAUGAUAACUUCUCUAUAUUCUUGGCACCCAAAUUCCCUGUUUAACCUUUCAAAUAAAUUAGCUUUAAAAAGUG
Molecule: messenger RNA, 2191 nt
Organism: Styela clava
Lineage: Eukaryota; Metazoa; Chordata; Ascidiacea; Stolidobranchia; Styelidae
Product: putative ATP-dependent RNA helicase DDX56
Cellular component (GO): cytosol
Molecular function (GO): RNA helicase activity; nucleic acid binding; ATP binding
Source: RefSeq, a predicted model, not a curated record